Messenger RNA from Dovyalis caffra, 648 nucleotides. The record is from the annotation of a GenBank genome assembly. Lineage: Eukaryota; Viridiplantae; Streptophyta; Magnoliopsida; Malpighiales; Salicaceae.
AUGGCAAGCAAAGCGAGAAUUCUCAUCCUUGUGAUGUUUUCAAGCUUCAUGUUUCUCAUGGGGCCUUCAUAUUCGAAGAAUACUGACACAUUAAUCCAAGGCCAAAAGCUCAAUUGUGGGGAUCAACUGGUUUCAGCUUAUGGAAUGUUCAAGUUAGGAUUCUUCCACAGAUAUUUCAGUGAACAGGUGCUGGGAGAUUCGUCGAGACAUACGCGGAGAUCUAAGUAUUACAUAGGAAUAUGUUACCAUUCCAAUUUCUACGUCCAACGAGGUCCUUUGGAUGUUAGAAUUUCUGCUGGAUGUGAUGAUAGGACGUAUCCCAUUUGCAGGAAGGAUCUCUCUCACAUAAGCAGGCAAGUUGGUUCUGUGUCUGGAGAUGAAUUCAAGUUCGAUGAGAAUGAGAAGCUGACUAUCAAUGACUGUCGAGAAAAAUGCUUAAGAAAUUGUUCAUGUGUCGCCUAUGCAUCCACAAAUAAGAACAAUGAAGGCAUUGGCUGUCAGAUUUGGAGCAGACUAAAACUUGGAACAACCACAUACCCAAAUUGGCAUACUGUAUACGUCCUUGAAUCCAAAGGUAAGAUGACUUAUCUCCAGAAAUUCGUUUUUUUCAAUUUUGGAAAACACGCAGAUGCCUCAGCCAACUGCUAG